Messenger RNA from Trichoderma atroviride IMI 206040, 2883 nucleotides. The record is from RefSeq and is a predicted model, not a curated record. Lineage: Eukaryota; Fungi; Ascomycota; Sordariomycetes; Hypocreales; Hypocreaceae.
GCUGCAGUCCUCGACCCAGCGACAGCUGAGCAGCUCAACAAUAGUGAAACAAGACGACUUCUCGACACCAUCGAUGGCCUUCGAGAUUUGAGCAUUACCGGCAUCGACCUGCCGCAGAUCAUCGUGGUAGGUAACCAAUGCUCCGGUAAAAGCUCCGUGCUAGAAGCGAUAUCUCGGGUUCAUUUCCCUGUUAGCGACGGCAUCUGCACUCGGUUUCCUACAGAGCUGGUGCUUCGGAGGGCGCUUAUGGACAGCACAGACUUGAGAAUUCGAUACGCGACUGAUGCUGCUGCUGAUGCUAAUACAGCGGCAUUAUCGUUCACGCGCACGCCAUUUCACGAGAGCGGUUUCCAAAGAUCAGAACUGCCCGACGUCAUUAAUAGAGCAAAGGAGCACAUGGGCCUUGUCGAUGGAAAGGCAACUAGCUUCUCCAAACAUGUUUUACGAGUGGAAAUUUCCGGGCCAGACAUUCCCUCGCUGACUCUAGUUGACCUGCCAGGAAUUUUCCAUUCUGGGUCAUCCUCACAGCCUCAAGAAUGGAAGCCAGUCGUUAACGAAAUAGUUGAGGGCUACAUGAAACAGAAAAAUAGCAUCAUUCUUAUGGUUGUGUCAGCAGAUAUCUCCCUGUCCAAGCAUGCCAUUCUCGACAUGGCCCUCCAGCAUGACACAGUAAGGGAGCGCACGAUUGGAGUUAUCACUAAAGUCGAUCUGUGUCCGGGGUUAAAUCUAGAAGAUGAAUAUCUGCGUCUCGCGAGAGGACAAGAGCCCAGUCACCAGCUUCGCCUAGGUUGGCAUGUCCUACGCAACCGAGGACCCAAAGAACUAGAGCUAGACUUUGAUCAGAGAGACGUCGAAGAGGAAAAAUUCCUCAAAACAGGAGCCUGGUCUGCGUUACCUCUGAGCAACCAAGGGGUGGACAGUCUUCGGAAGAGUCUUGGGACAGCAUUGCUGAAGCAAAUUAAGAGCAGUCUGCCCGCGCUCAUUAGAGACAUUGAUGGCAAUCUGCAGAAUCGCCAAAGACGUCUCGCAAAGCUGGGAACAACAAGGACCACUUCCGACGAAAUGCGUGAUUAUCUUCUCAGCAUAUCAACGGCUUUUCACAAAUUGGCAGAGCAUGCAGUCGAGGGAAGAUAUAAUGAUCCAUUCUUCGCUACCCCCUCAGACCCAGAAGCAAGAAACAAGGUCAAGUUUCGGAAGUUGAGAGCAUUGCUUCGAAACUUGAAUUAUGUAUUUGACCUCACGAUGAGAGAAAAAGGAGCCAAGUACAAGAUGAACUGGGACGAACCUCAACCCAGAGAGAACCCGUUGCAAGGCUUAACUGACGAGGAAAUGCUGGCCGAUGCCUUGGAAAAUAUUCCUGGCAAUCUCGAUCCAUAUAUCGAUCUCUACGAUUUUCCGGAUCCAGUGGUUGAAGAAAAAGGUGUGGCCUUUACCAGGAUAGAGCUACUUGCAUCGGAUAGCCAAGGCGCGGAGUUCUCUGGGCUACCGAGCAACGAUUUCAUCAUGCAGCUUUUCCGAGAUCAGUCUGAGCCAUGGCGGCGCAUAGCUCAAUGCCACGUAGAUAAUAUUGUAGAAAGAACAAGGCUGUUUAUUUAUCAGAUAUUCGACUACAUCUUGGAAGACGACGAGAGAACAAGGGACGCAAUCUUGGCCGAGUGUGUGGAUCCGUUCUUCGAUUCCAUGACCAAUGCGCUCAAGGACAAGCUCGACGAGAUUAUGCGUCCUUAUACAUCCGGACAUGGAAUCCCGCUCGAGAUAGAAUUCCGAGCGGGAGUGUGGAGGCGCAAACUUGGGCGCAUGAAGUCAAAUUCUGUUGAUUUCCUUGAUCAACAUUCUGUUGCUUACAACACAACGGAGUACCGGGUGCUAAAGCCUGAAGAUGUCUUAAAUGUCCUGAUGCAAACCGAUACCAGCGCUUAUAGCUACUUCGGUAUUGACAUUGCCGUUGACAUGAUGUUGACACAUUACCAAAUGAGCCGGCGAACAUUCACGGACAACGUCGUCCACCUAGUUGUUGAGAAUUGUCUGAUCUCGAAGCUCCCCGACAUCUUCAACCCAAGAGUCGUCACCCAAAUGAGCGACGAGAUUUUGAAGAGACUGGCUGAAGAGUCAGACGAAAUCAAGGUAGAAAGGAGCCAACUGGCGGACGAGAUUGAGAAAUUGAAGACGGGCUUGCAAAGUUGCCAACGCUCUCGGCCCAGAGGCUUUUCAGAAUCUCCUGCUUUUGGUUCCAACAAGACAUCGACGGCAACGACGACAACUCCUGUAUUUGGCUCAGUUUCUGCAUUAAAGUCUCCCCUUUCGGCAUUUGGGUCUGUUGAAGCAGCACAGUCUUCAGCUGCUAAACUACCGGUUUUUGGUUCAACAACGUCUGCGGCGACUACUUCUACAUCAUCACCUUUUGGUUCAACGGCGACCAGUACUUCUAAGCCGUCAGCUUUUGGUUCGAUGGCAGCGACCACUUCUAUACCAUCAGCCUUCGGUUCAACAGCAACCAAUACUUCUACGCCGUCAGUUUUGAGCUCAACGACAGCCUCUACAGCCCCCGCUCAGACAAGCUCUUUCUUUGAUUCAAAGCCGGCCACCACCUCUACAACGUCAACGACGAGCUCUGCAGCCCCUGCUCAGAUAAGUUCUUUCUUUGGUCCAAAGCCAGCUAAUACCUCUAUAACACCAUCAAGCUCCGGCUCAACAACUGUAACCCCUGCCUUCGGCUCAACAACCAUAACAGCCGCCAGUACUACACAGUCGGGUUUUGGUUCUAACACGAUACCUGCCGUUAGUGCGCUAGCAUUCGGUUCUAUUUCCUCAUCAAGACCUGCGGCUGGUAGCGGAUUUGGUUCUUCUGCUGCACCCAACCCUCCGAGCCGCGGCUUAUUUGGG